CAAUCCUUCCUGACCUGCACACGACAUUGCUACUACACACCGACACACGACGUCUAGUAGCACGUCCAAUAGCACCGCCAUGGCCGGGCAUCGCAGCACGUAUUCCAACAUCGACUCGGGCGCGCCGUACCAGAAUGGCGCGUACAGUUCCUCCCAGUGGCUCGAGAAACAGCAGUCAAGCAGCCGCAAGUCCAGAUUCAUCGUCAUCGGCUCUGUCGUCGCUCUUGUAGUGCUCAUCGCUGCCGGCGUCGUCAUCGGCGUCGUCGUCUCAAAGCAUAACAGCAGCUCGAGCUCCAAGAAGGCUGCGAGCGGCGACUCGACCUCGGGAUACGCAGUCGGCCCCUACGGCGUCGUCAAACAGACGGACAAAAACGACCCGAGCACGUUCAUCAAGGAUGAUGCGCUCAAGCAGUCCUUCUACGGCCUGGCCUACACCCCCGACAACUCUCAGCUCCCUAACUGCGGCAACUCCCUCGAUGCUGUGAUUGAGGACAUCCAGCUCAUCUCCCAGCUGACCACGCGCCUCCGUCUCUACGGCGCCGACUGCAACCAAUCUGCGCUCGUGCUCGAGGCGAUCAAGCAGACCAAGGUCAAUGUCACCGCGUGGCUCGCCGUGUACAACGUCCCGAACAACGCGACUGCGUAUGAGGAGCAGCGUGACAAGGUCCUCGACGCGGUCAAGACGUACGGCACCGACCACAUCGGCGGUGUCACCGUCGGCAACGAAUUCAUACUCGACUUCAUGGGAGCAAACAGCGGCGGCACUGACCCGAACGGCGCGGUUGGCGACGCUGGCGCGGCGCUCCUGAUCGCGAACAUCACCGACAUGAAGAGCCAGCUCUCCAGCCUGGGCCACUCUGUCCCGGUCGGCACGUCGGACGCGGGCUCGUACUUCAACGACAAGGUCCUGCAGAGCGUCGACUAUGCCUUGUCGAACAUCCACGCGUGGUUCGCGAACGUGUCUAUCGCGCAGGCUGGGAGCUGGACGUACACGUUCUUCGAGGAGGAGAACGUUGCUGUCGCCCAGGGCCUCUCGAACAAGCCUGACUUCGCCAUCGGCGAGACUGGCUGGCCUACGAACUCGACGACGCAGGCUGCGAUGAGCGACGGUCCCUCGACUGCGUCCGAGGCGAACCUGCAGACGUUCAUGAACGACUUCGUGUGCGGCUCGAACAAGAACGGCACGGAGUACUUCUUCUUCGAGUUCGCCGACGAGGACUGGCAGAGGGAACAGUUUGGCGGUGUCGAGGGGUACUGGGGACUCUUCCACGACAACCGGACCCUCAAGGGCAUCACCAUCCCCGACUGCUGAACGCGCUGCGCCUCCCGUUCCGUCUCCUCUCAUAUAUCCGCACUAGAUCGAUUUGCAUCCCCGUUCGCGUUCUUGUCCCCAUACCUCUCCCUCCCUACUACCAUUCGCAUUCUCGAACAUUGAACCCUCUUCAUAGGUGACCCGGACACCUCCCAUCACAGUCUAGUCGAACUUGCGUUCGCACUUGAUAAACCUUGACACUCAAUACCCGCACGCGCCCCCCUACCCUGUCCGG
Fomitopsis serialis is the source of this 1547-nucleotide messenger RNA. RefSeq names its product glycoside hydrolase. The transcript is spliced from 10 exons. Gene Ontology annotation, biological process: carbohydrate metabolic process. Lineage: Eukaryota; Fungi; Basidiomycota; Agaricomycetes; Polyporales; Fomitopsidaceae. The coding region runs from base 80 to 1312 and encodes 410 amino acids. Gene Ontology annotation, molecular function: hydrolase activity, hydrolyzing O-glycosyl compounds. The record is from RefSeq and is a predicted model, not a curated record.